Molecule: messenger RNA, 2084 nt
Organism: Penaeus chinensis
Lineage: Eukaryota; Metazoa; Arthropoda; Malacostraca; Decapoda; Penaeidae
Exons: 3
Coding region: 1017-1820 (267 amino acids)
Source: RefSeq, a predicted model, not a curated record
UUUGUGUAUCUUUUUUCUGGUGUAUGUCGUGGACUGGACAUUGGAGAAAUAUGUGAAAUUGAACUGUGUGGAAUAAGUGUUUCCAUUCGUGAUUGUGCUAUGCUCGAUGUACUUGUUUAUCGUUAGGGUCCGUGAAACAGUGACAAGAAAUUUAAACAAAAACAUGGAAUGAAAAGACCGUGGACUUCACAUUGGUUUUAAUUUUCCCCGCGUGCUACGAGGUAUUCUUGAAGUCCACGAGAGGGUGAAGUGCAAGGACUAUAGAGAGGAGGUUUUCGAACGAGCUGUAGAAUUCGCGGCAGACGAUUGCAGGCUCUGUAGCAGGUGGUUGUGCCGGCGAUAGUGAAAGUCGGCAGCGGGAGACGGCGGCGGCGGCGGCGAGCGAGGUGGCGGCCGCCCUCCUCCCUCCUCCCUCCCUCUCCUCAGUGGCUCUCUCGACGCCGCGGCGGUCGCACGUGUCGGUUCUCGCUCGUGCCGCGGAUUCUUUCUUGGCUCUUCGCUCGCGGCCCACCGUCGUUUUCUUCGCCGUUUUUUGUGUGUGGAACGUUGCGGAUUUUAUUUUUAUUUUCUCAGUGCAUUGUUGACAAAUAGAACAAAAGUGUGUACCGACCGGAAGCGUGAUCUUACAGUUGACCCAAGUGCCUGAGUGACCUCAAGUGGUUGACCCGAGUUUGGAUAAGAUUUUAAACCCAGCCUGAUAACUUUUAUGAACUGUGUGAGAAGAUAACAAAACACAUCUGUUCCCCAUCGCUGCAGCUGUGACCAAUACUCGCCCAAGUUCUGUAUUUAAAGAAUUCAUUACCUAGAUCUGAGAUAAAGCAAGAACAGGGCGGGCACGUGAAGUGUUAAAAGAGUGAUAUGCACGAGGCCCGAAGGCGAGGUUGAGUGGCCGGGUGUUCGGGAUUCGUUCGGACGCCCUCGCGACCAGCUCGCGGCAAAGCGGAGACUAACGCUGUCCUCUGGUCACCAGGGCGGCUCCCCGCCAUGUGAGAGCGGUUCCCGCGUCGCGAUCGGAUAUGACGGGCGGCGAACGAUCGCUCAACCACAUGGGCGUGAGUGGAAGUGGUCACUCCGAGCACCCGCCGCCCUGCCACAGGGCCCCGAGAAGCGUUCAGUCCGGCGUGGUGCAGGGCCCCGUCCACGCCCCCGCAAGAGCUGCAGGCGGCGACAGCAGCAGCAUGGACUCCUUCAGAAAGUCGCCGGACCACAUGUGCUUGCACAAGGAGUCUUGCAUGGUGGAGAGCCUCACGCGACAGCUGCACGACACGUCCCUGAACCUGUUUGGCGAGGACGACUGCGUGGAGGGUGCGGACUCCGCCUUCGAGGAAGAGUCGUCCGACUUCUGGAUGAGUCCCGGACUCACUCGCCAGAACUCGUACCUCGAGUCCGUCCCCGAAAACUGCAGUCUGAGCCGCCGCUCCUCGCUCCUGGAGGAGGACCUGAAGGAGCCGCUGAGCCGCCGCGCCUCCAAAGACUCCCGCAGCGCUCUCUCCCGGCGGGGCUCCAUGCUGGACGAACUGGAGCCCCGUGACAUCCGGGAACCGCAGCCGCUGGGCCGGCGGGACUCCCUGCUGGAGGCCGUCCUAGCUGCCAAGCGGGGGGGCUGGCGCGGCCUCGUGCGCACCGACAGCAUGGAGAGCGGCGCCUCCAUGGCCUCCUCCAUGGCCUCCGUCAGCAGCAGCAGCGAGGGUUCGGUGUGUCCGUGCGACGACUGCAUGCUGGGCCUCACCGACCUCCUGCUGGUCCCGACCCCGCACUCUCAGCCCUCGCGACCCAAGAAGAUAUUCGAAAUCAGUAAUAUGAAUAAUUGUGUAUCCUAAUAAAACUGGAAAGUGUGAACGCAAAAAAGAAAAGAAAAUCGAGACACGUCAUUCAUAAAAGCAGUGCAUGAGUGGAGAAUGACAUUACAAUAAGCCCUGCGACUUCUUAGAGUCAUGAUAUUGAUAAGAUAACGGCUGGGAAGAUAACAUUAAAUACUUGUGUAGUGUACGAGUGAACUUAAAAGAACGCACAUUGAGAGUUUGUUCAGUUUGUUUGCGUACCUGGCCCAUAUCGGACCCCAGCCGCAACCCGCACGUCCCCAU